Molecule: messenger RNA, 1242 nt
Organism: Anopheles aquasalis
Lineage: Eukaryota; Metazoa; Arthropoda; Insecta; Diptera; Culicidae
Product: transmembrane protein 19
Cellular component (GO): membrane
Source: RefSeq, a predicted model, not a curated record
AAAGAAAACACAACAAAUCAUCCGACGAUUUUUGUUCCAACCGACUGAGUCCGCGAUAGGGAACUAAAUUCUGUUCGUCCGUUUGUGAAACACUCCGUCCUCCCCGGAACCAUGCAGGAGAGUCCAAUCUACCAGAUUCUGCCCGUGCUGCUGUGCGGUCUCUCGGUGCCACUUUCCAUGUUUAUGUGGAUCGGUAAUGUGGCGUACUCAAAGAUCGCUAGCGAUGGAGAAAACAGCGUUAUUCCACCGACCCGCUGGCUAUUCUCGGUGCUUGUGCCGGUGCUGCUAAUGGUGUACGGGUGGCGAAGGAAGGGCGUGAAUCGAUCCGGCGCUCUGCUCGGGCUGAUAUGUGCCAUCAUCCUGGCGAUUGCAUCGCACGCUUAUCUUGCCUGUUUGGCAGCGUUUUUCUUUAGCUCCAGCCGUGCCACCAAGUUCCGGGGACACAUUAAGCGUCAGUUUGAAGAGGACUUUCGCGAAGGUGGCCAACGGAACUGGGCACAGGUGAUCUGCAAUGCGGGCAUGGCAACGCAGCUCGCGCUACUAUACCUGCUCGAUUGCGGUUACGGUGAGCGGCCAAUUGAUUUCGUACAGCUGUACCGUUCCAGCUGGCUUGGUGUGGCCAUUAUGGGUUCGUUCGCUUGCAGUAACGGUGAUACCUGGGCAAGUGAGCUGGGCACGGUGAUCGGUAGUGGGGACCCGUUUCUAAUCACCACACGGAAGAGAGUACCGCGAGGGACGAACGGUGGCGUGUCGUUCAUAGGGCUACUAGCCAGCUUUCUCGGGGGUGUGUUAAUCGGUUUGGUUUACUUUCUGACCAUCCGUUACACGGUGGAAGCGAGUGUGUACGCACGCAGCCCGCCACAGUGGCCUUUGAUUGUGUUUGGUGGGAUUGCGGGUUUGCUGGGAUCACUGGUGGAUUCUUUGCUUGGCGCUACGCUGCAGUAUUCGGGACGGAACGAAAAGGGCCACGUUGUGGAGCGACCCGGAAAGGGCGUUCGCCAUAUAAGCGGAGUGCGGAUCUUGGAUAACCACAGCGUGAAUCUCAUAUCCAGCAUCGUAACCGGUAUCGUAAUGCCUUCGAUCGCGAUGAAUCUCUGGUCGGUGUUCUAAGUGGGAGAAAGGAAGAGAGGUGAUACGAGGCCUCCUGUCGAAAGCUAUAAUUUUAAACUCAGUGACUUACAAUAAGCCGGGAGGUGGUGAAUAGAUGAAUAAUAAAUUAGUAAUUAAUUGGGGUGAUUCUAA